Messenger RNA from Nicotiana attenuata, 1491 nucleotides. RefSeq lists its product as uncharacterized. The record is from RefSeq and is a predicted model, not a curated record. NCBI's taxonomy places the organism in Eukaryota, Viridiplantae, Streptophyta, Magnoliopsida, Solanales, Solanaceae. Bases 200 to 1318 code for a protein of 372 amino acids. The transcript has a single exon.
AUGAAGUUGCCUUCCACCAAACACCAACCUUUAGCUUUAUCCUCCCUCCAUAUUUCCAUGUCCCUACCCUUAAUAUAUUUCUCUUCCUUUUUCACACCCCCCUUCUUUUUCUUCUGCCACCAUUCAUUCUCUCAACUUCACAAAAUGUGACCCAGUCGUGAUAAAAACAUUGACAAUUCCUUAAACCAAACCAUAAAAAAUGGCUACUGUUUUUCGUCCCAUUUUCUCACCUUUCCUCUCUGUUAUCUUCCUCUUACUUCACCUUGGCUGCUUCAUCUUCUCCUCAGCUUCUCAUAAUCAGCCCUCAAAAAAACGAAAACUCCCUUCUGAUCACCAUUCCAAAAACAAAGCAACUAAGGUUAUUUCCUCUUCUUGGUCUUACAUUAAACGUAUUUUCUCAUCAAAACCAGACCCCAUUCAAAAAAUUACUACUAGCCCAACUCACCAUAACCCUUCAAUCCAAUCUCCAUGUUCUUCCACAAGGUCCCUUCACAAACCCAUCUUUCCUAUUUCAUCCGAUGAUCCGAUUACCCGCUCCGUUUAUCCAGUACCCGAAUCCGAUAUUUGCGCCGACCAGCUUUUCUUCCCUUUACGUAACGACAUCUAUCCUUGUACCCUAUGUGGGGAAGUAUUCCAGAGCCCGAUUCAUCUCGAACAACACCAGUCCAUAAAACAUGCAGUUUCAGAGCUCAUUGACGGUGAUUCAGGUAAGAACAUAGUUCGGAUCAUUUUCAAAACGGGUUGGCCCGAGAAGAAAAAUAACCCGAUCAUCCAUCAGAUCCUAAAGAUUCACAACAGCAAGAGGAUUUUAACCCGGUUUGAGGACUACAGAGAGCACGUGAAGUUUAAAGCCAGUCGAAACGUCGUCGUUAAGAGGGACGAGAGGUGUAUAGCUGAUGGAAAUGAACUGUUGAGGUUCCAUUGUACUACGUUCAUGUGUGAGCUGGGGCAAAAUGGUAAUUCCAGCAUCUGUAACCAGCAGUACUGUAGUGUGUGCGGGAUUAUAAAGAGCGGGUUCUCAAAUAAGAUGGACGGAAUUUCCGUGCAACCUACGAGUUGGAGGGCGCACGCAGCGGUACCUGAGGAGAUUGAGGAGGAAUUCGGGUUCAUGAACGUGAAGCGGGCGAUGUUGGUUUGUCGGGUCAUUGCGGGUCGGAUCGGGUGUGACCCGGAUUUGGCGGAUAAAGAGGAUCCAGGGUUUGAUUCCUUGGUGGGUAGGGAAAAUGGGUUCCAGUCGAGAUUGGAUGAAGAAGAUGAGUUAUUGGUAUUUAAUCCGAGGGCUGUGCUUCCUUGUUUUGUGAUUGUGUACACUGUAUGAUUAAUGGUUGUGAUAAUUAUAAUGUGAUGUAUGUUUCGUGGGGAAUUUGGUGUGAAUCGUCAGUGUUACAAACUUUAUAGAUAGAUAUUAGAGUGAAUACCAGUGUAACUGCAUCUCAAUGGUAAUGUUAUGCACUUUUUUCCCUUUAGGUUAAAGUAUCUUUAUUGCAUUAA